Fusarium vanettenii 77-13-4 is the source of this 441-nucleotide messenger RNA. RefSeq lists its product as uncharacterized. Lineage: Eukaryota; Fungi; Ascomycota; Sordariomycetes; Hypocreales; Nectriaceae. The coding region runs from base 1 to 441 and encodes 146 amino acids. The transcript has 2 exons. The record is from RefSeq and is a predicted model, not a curated record.
AUGCCUUCCGACUGGGACCGAGUCCCCUCUGACGCCGGCUUCGAUAGCUGGAACGACCUGAAACUUGCCGCCGACGAUCGCGCCGAAGAGAUCACCGCCGAGCUGGAGGCCAAGAGAGCGCAAAGAGAUGCCAUAUUUGCGGCCAAGAUGGAGAAAAACGAGUUGGAAUGGGCCCAGACGCUUAGAAGGAGACUGGCCAUAAAACCUACUGAACCGGAAAAGAGCCAGACGAUGGGGGGGAUGCUGGUUAUGAAGCAGUUGCCGCAGAUGAGGCCUCACGACGAACGAGCACCUCAAAUUUUCGGAGCAGGAGGGCAAAGUGAAAGCCCGGCACGAAACGGACAAGAAGCUCAACAGGAGACGGUCAAGACACCCACGGAUCAGGGCACGAAGCCAAACAUGAAGCGCAAGCACGGUAAACAGCCCGUCAACGGACCCUAA